AUGUCAAAACCUAAAUCAUCCCCGUCAACAAUAAUUCACAAGGUCAUCAUGGUUGGAAGUGGUGGCGUUGGUAAAUCUGCUUUGACCUUACAGUUUAUGUAUGAUGAAUUUGUUGAGGACUACGAGCCUACAAAAGCAGACAGCUACAGGAAGAAGGUGGUCGUUGAUGGGAAUGAGGUUCAAGUUGAUAUCCUUGACACCGCAGGCCAAGAAGAUUAUGCUGCAAUCAGAGACAAUUAUUUCAGAAGUGGAGAAGGAUUUCUUUGCGUCUUUUCUAUUACUGAACAAGAAUCCUUCCUACAGACUGCUGAUUUUAGAGAACAAAUCCUACGAGUAAAAAAUGACGACAACAUUCCUUUUUUGCUGGUUGGCAACAAGAUGGAUCUUGAAAACAAAAGACAAGUCAGCUCCCAGGAAGCUCAAGCCAAGGCACAACAAUGGAAGGUUUCCUAUGUUGAAACGUCAGCCAAAACUAAAGAAAAUGUUGACAAAGUAUUUUAUGAUUUGAUGAAAUUAAUAAGAGACAAGAAGAACAUGGAGAUGAUGCAGCUGGGCAACAAGAAGCCUGGCGUUGGUCCAAAGACAAAUAAGUUACCCAAAAAAAAGUGCAUUAUUUUGUAA
Messenger RNA from Helobdella robusta, 621 nucleotides. RefSeq lists its product as hypothetical. The record is from RefSeq and is a predicted model, not a curated record. The coding region runs from base 1 to 621 and encodes 206 amino acids. Lineage: Eukaryota; Metazoa; Annelida; Clitellata; Rhynchobdellida; Glossiphoniidae. Gene Ontology annotation, biological process: Ras protein signal transduction. Gene Ontology annotation, molecular function: GTP binding; GDP binding; GTPase activity. The transcript is spliced from 4 exons. Gene Ontology annotation, cellular component: plasma membrane.